GGUAAAUUCAGUCUCUAUAUCCCAUCUUAUAAAUAUCGGCCUUCACCAACAACCCUAGGUAUCGCUAUUUUCAACCCCACAGUGAUUUUGAAAUUUUACAAUAAAUUAAAAAUAAAUUCAAAUAUCACCGCAUCUGUUUCAGGUAAAAAUCAAUCGAUUUUUUUUUUUUUUUUUGGGUUCAAAAGAAACACUGUUCUUCUCUUCUGAGUCCACCAUUUGUUUCAAUUUCAUAAUACUCUUCAAAUUUUUCGGAGUUCUCAGAGAUAAUUUCUAUGGCGAGAGGCAAAUCCAAGGCGGAAUCCGGUGGCGCAGACCAUAACGUUGCGGCGAAGAGGAGGAAACCGAGGAAGGAGAAGAAGGCGAAGGAUCCUAAUAAGCCUAAGAGACCUGCUAGUGCCUUCCUUGUUUUCAUGGAAGAGUUCCGCAAGCAAUUCAAAGAAGAAAAUCCAGAAAAUAAAUCAGUUGCUGUUGUUGGUAAAGCGGGUGGAGAUAAAUGGAAGUCCCUGACUGAUGAGGAAAAAGCUCCUUAUCUGGCCAAGACAGCAAAGCGAAAGCAGGAAUAUGAGCGCCAAAUGCAAGCCUAUAAUAAGAGAUUGGUACAGUAUAUUUUCACUGUCUUCUGUGAACUGCUUUCUUUUUUGACAUUGCUUGUUACUUCCAUUUUGAUGUGGUUUUCUGUGCUGUGAUUUAUCUGUUACAAGUUUAACUCAUUAUUAAGAGUAGGUUCCAAAACUUAAGUCACUAAAUAUUUUAACCCUGGUUAUAUAAUUUGGUGAUGUAGAGUUCAAUAUUCUUGCUGAUUUCAGUUGUGGAGUUUUAUAUUUGACUUCAUUAAUGGUUUGAAUACACUGUUUUGUGCUGUUUUUGUAGGUUUGUGAAGCUAAUGAAUCCACAUUAGUUAUCCUUUAGCAGUUGGUCUAUAGUUGACUAAUCAUCAUUUAUUUGCUGGGCUUUUAUUUUGAUCUUUACAUGGUCACUAUAGAACAUAAUGGUAGUACUCCGAUUUUAUUUACUGAAUCAGUAAUAUGAAAAAGGAAUAAUCCAGACUGGUUAAUUUAAUACAACUAGGGAGUACUGCUGAUAUUUGGUAGUUAGUGUCAAAUCUGACUAAAUUAAUGUUUUCAAUGUUGUCCUGUAUUGUAAAACCUUAGGAGGGUGGUCAUGAUGACGAAUCUGACAAGUCCAAGUCUGAGGUUAAUGAUGAGGAAGAUGGCAGUGGAGAGGUUUGUUCUGUUUGAGCCCUCAGAUAAUUUGCAAUCUUUUAAAAGCUCAUUCCAUUAUGUGUGAAUUGAUUGUCGUUGGUUUCUGAAUAUUUGUAGGAGGAAGAAGGGUAAUGGUGAGCAUUUGAAGCAAAAGCUCUUAUAGCAUGAUGUAAAAAUCCAGAUGAUGCCAUAACCUCACUUGCCAUUGUUAGAUCAUUUUGGAUUCCAUUUCUUCUGGCAGUGGAAUAAUAGAUAGACUGGUAGUUUUGCAGGAUCGGAUAUUCUUCCUGAUUGUAGUUUCUUUUCAGACAGCGUAGUAAUUAACUAAUGCUUUCUCUUCUUCGUAGUUUCUGGGUGGAAUUAUCUCCUAGUAUUUUGAAUGUUUUCUGCUGCAGCAUCCUUCUAAUUGACUUUUAUCGUGUCUUGUUGGAUUGGAAUGGAAAUACCUUGAGAUUGAAACAAGAAAAAUGCACCUCGAAAGAAAAUUCAGAGGGACAAUAAACUAAAUGUGUUUUUCAUAUUUUCCAUUUGGGUGAUCCUUUCUUAGGGUGAAAGUUCUUGAAUUUUCAGGCGUAAGCUACUCAGUGUGAAAUUGUGAAUGAAAAUUCAACUCGAACAUGUGACUCUAAGGUGGAAAAUUGUCUGGCUUUU
This is a messenger RNA of Oldenlandia corymbosa var. corymbosa, 1853 nucleotides long. The record is from the annotation of a GenBank genome assembly. NCBI's taxonomy places the organism in Eukaryota, Viridiplantae, Streptophyta, Magnoliopsida, Gentianales, Rubiaceae.